Messenger RNA from Poecilia latipinna (sailfin molly), 5093 nucleotides. Its product is annotated as arf-GAP with GTPase, ANK repeat and PH domain-containing protein 3-like. NCBI's taxonomy places the organism in Eukaryota, Metazoa, Chordata, Actinopteri, Cyprinodontiformes, Poeciliidae. The coding region runs from base 476 to 4456 and encodes 1326 amino acids. Gene Ontology annotation, cellular component: nucleus. The record is from RefSeq and is a predicted model, not a curated record. The transcript is spliced from 18 exons. Gene Ontology annotation, molecular function: GTP binding; GTPase activity; protein binding. Gene Ontology annotation, biological process: activation of GTPase activity.
GCUCUACAUGGCAAGAACUCAGAGAUUAAGGGGUUUGUCUGCACCAACUGCAAGCAGUGCUCACGGUUCGUAAACUUGCCAAACAAAGACGGAUGAAGAACACAGGGGGAUGAUUCAAGUUUCUUUUUUAUCUGCUCCAAAUAUGUCUUGCUUAAAGAACUUGUUUUUCUUUUGGGCAAUCCUUUACGCUGGACAGGUACCGGCGCUGGAGAGUGAAAAAUCCUUUGGGAGUCUGCUUAGUAAAGGAGCCAGAGGAUGCAGGUGGCAGUGAGGCAUUGCACUAACUUGUUUGAAGUUUUUUUUUCUUUUUUUUUUCCAUGUCAAAGGUGAAGGAUUAUGCCUGGCAUAGGAAUUUAGGCUUCAAUGAAGGACUUUAUGAAGCGACUUUCAGCUCCCAGGCAGAGUGGCCAGUCUUUCAUGCCUAUUUUAGUGUGUGAAUGAAAAAAUAUGUGUGGAUCUGUUUGAUUCAAGGGUGAUGCUAUUCCUUAGCAGUGGAACCGUGGAUGUGACCCCGAGGAGUGCCACUGAACGUCAACAGCAGGAGGGGAUAACGUUUUACCAUCUUUCAAUUACCCUGAAGAAAACACAGAGAGAUGCAGCAUCGUCUGAGCCCAACAUGGGGUGGGUCACUAACAGCAUGGUGGAGGAUACCCACCUAAAAGGAGAGCUAAUGAAUCUUGUGCCAAUGGAGAACAGCCCAAGGCCGGGCAGAGCACGACAGAAACUCGGCACCUGGCCCUCCCUGAGUGGCACGAGCAGACAUGGAAGUUCCAAAGAGGAGGUAAUUCUGGAGGAGGAGGUGGAGAGAAAAAUGAAGACAGACAGGUUUUUGAAACAACCCUGUAAGAACUCAAAAUGCAAUAGAGAUAUGGUAGAGUUAACAGCUCAGGCGGAUACCCAGAAGCAACAUAUUCAGAGUUCACCGCCAUGCUCCGUCACCGUACGUGUUGAAAGGCUGGUCCACGGGGGUCAUGCCACCAUUGAAGAGGACAGAUCUUUACCGCGGGCCGUGUUACGGAGGCCGAAACAGAAUGAAGCCUUGCUCAGCAGGAGAACGAUGAGUAUGUAUGGCAACCCAGUUGAGCAGCAAAGAGAUUCUCACCUGGAUCAAGAAAGGCUGCUUGGGAGGCCAAGGAGUUUUUGUAUUUUGCCAGGCCAGGGCCCGGUUCUGUCACAACAGCAGCCCCAUGACCUCUGCAAAGGGGAAGGAGUUUUGCAAAAUAACGAGCAGCAGAGGAGCAGGAAGUCUGAACUGUGGGUAGUAGAUGGCCUCAACUCUGUGUUGGCUCAAAGGUCAUCAGGAUCUGCAGAUGUGCCUCUCCGGUCCCGACAAAGGACAGGGAAACCCAGGCCUGUUAGCAUGACGGUAUUGGAACUACGAAAGAAAGGCUCUGAUGAUUAUAUUGACAGCCAAACAAACUGUAACCGCACAGACAAUAAUGGAGGAGGAUUUUUUAAAGGUGGCUUUCGUUGGAAACUGUUUGGGAAAACAUCUCAAGAUAGGAAUAAAGACACGGACAAGGAUACUGCAUCUUUCAUAAAAUCCAACAAAUCCGAUGCUUCCAAAACUACACUGACCUCUCUAAAACGGAGCUUCAGUUUGCGAAUCAGGAGGACUCGGCCACGUGAGAAAGUCAAUCUGGGGCUUGAGGGGGAGUCAAGGGAGUACUCUCAAAUUAAUAAUUCUGGAGAGGAGACAACAAUGCCUCCACGGCCAUUCUCGUAUCUCACAGGAAAAACGCUCCCAGCUUCAUGUGAACCCACAGACGAUGGGGGCAUGCAGUACAUUCAGUACCAGAGCAGGGGGAAAACCAAGGUAAUGGAGGUACCCCUGUGUCCUACAAAAUUAUCUUCCAAACCAGUGCAGGAAGAACAAAGCUUGUGGCAGCUCAUAGCCAGACAUUUCAGGAGGAAAGAGCAGCCAAAAUGUGAAUCCCAGCAGCCCCAUAACAAAGACAAUGGCCAGCAUCCCCAACCUGGGAAUACUAAGGCACAGCCAAUCACCAUAGAGACUCUGGCAGGCACAGACUACCACAAAGGUCAAGACUCAUUCGUCAACAGUCAGGAAUGGACAUUGAGUCGAUCAGUUCCAGAGCUGAAAGUGGGCAUUGUUGGGAAUCUGUCCAGUGGGAAGUCUGCCCUGGUGCACCGAUACUUGACAGGCACAUAUGUGCAGGAGGAGUCUCCUGAAGGUGGACGCUUCAAGAAAGAAAUUGUGGUGGACGGACAGAGCUACCUGCUUCUCAUCAGAGAUGAAGGAGGGCCUCCAGAGCUGCAGUUUGCUGCCUGGGUGGAUGCAGUGGUUUUUGUCUUUAGCCUGGAGGAUGAGAUCAGCUUCCAGACAGUCUACAAUUACUUCUUGCGCCUAUCCAGCUACAGAAACACAGCGGAGGUGCCAAUGGUCCUCGUUGGAACACAAGAUGCAAUCAGUGCAGCCAAUCCCAGAGUGAUUGAUGACUCUCGGGCCAGAAAGCUGUCUAACGAUCUGAAACGCUGCACAUACUACGAGACUUGCUCCACCUAUGGCCUGAAUGUGGAGAGAGUCUUCCAGGAUGUUGCCCAGAAGGUUGUGGCCAUGAGGAAAAAGCAGCAGCUGUCUAUUGGUCCAUGCAAAUCUCUCCCUAACUCUCCGAGUCACUCUUCAGUGCCAGCCGCAUCCAUCCCCUCUGUCCACCUUAACCAGGCAGCCAAUGGUGGGGGUGCGUUCAGCGACUACUCCUCCUCUGUUCCCUCCACCCCCAGCAUAAGUCAGCGGGAGAUGCGCAUUGAGACCAUCGCUGCCUCCAACACGCCCACGCCCAUCCGCAAGCAGUCGAAGCGGCGCUCCAAUAUUUUCACAUCACGGAAAGGCAGUGAGCAAGGAAAGAGCGUUGACAGUAAAACAGACAGCAUAGGCAGUGGAAGGGCCAUACCUAUCAAACAGGGAAUCCUUCUGAAGCGAAGUGGCAAAUCCCUCAACAAGGAGUGGAAAAAGAAAUAUGUCACACUGUGCGAUAAUGGCGUCCUCACUUACCACCCCAGUUUACAUGACUACAUGCAGAAUGUGCAUGGAAAGGAGAUUGAUUUGCUGAGGACAACAGUGAAGGUACCAGGGAAGCGACCGCCCAGAGCAGUGGCCACUGUGGCGCCAAGCGCGAGUCCCAAAACCAACGGACUAACGAAGGAUCGCAGCGCCCUGCAACUUGGUAUUGGAAACACAGGUGCAACUCACUCCAACAGCAGCAUUUCUCUACAAGCGGGUGGGUCGGCGUUUGGCGGCAGUAAAGACGGCAUGCACCAACGCUCCUUCUCCGUGUCCAGUGCUGACCAGUGGAAUGAAGCCAUCAACACCAGUACAAACAGCGCAGCCCCCAAUGGGAUGACUGAUCCUGCUACUUCCAGCAUGGGCAGUGCCACGAGUCCUAAACUUGAGCCUCCUCCAUCGCCGCACGCCAACCGCAAGAAACACAGGCGGAAAAAGAGCACAGGCAUCACAAAGCCGGAUGGCCUAUCAGCGGGCAAUGAUGAGCAAGAAGAUUCCUUUGAGUUCAUCAUUGUGUCAUUAACGGGCCAGACGUGGAACUUCGAAGCGUCUACAUAUGAGGAGAGGGAGCUGUGGGUGCAAGCAAUAGAGAGCCAGAUCUUUGCCAGCCUACAGUCCUGUGAGAGCAUCAAGAACAAGUCUCGGUUAGGCAGCCAAAGUGAUGCAAUGGCCAUUCAGUCCAUACGGAACGUGAGGGGGAACAGCUUCUGUGUGGACUGUGAUGCACCCAACCCGGAUUGGGCCAGUUUGAACCUGGGCGCCUUGAUGUGCAUUGAGUGCUCGGGCAUGCAUAGGAACCUGGGCACCCACCUGUCCCGCGUGCGCUCUCUGGACCUGGACGACUGGCCGGUGGAGCUGAGCAUGGUGAUGACAGCAAUCGGCAACGCGAUGGCCAACAGCGUAUGGGAGGGCUGUUUGGAGGGAUACACAAAGCCAGGGAACGACAGCACCAGGGAGGAGAAGGAGCGCUGGAUCAGAGCCAAGUACGAGCAGAAGCUGUUCCUGGUCGGGCUGCCUCAGUCGGAUGUUCCACUGGGGCAACAGCUGCUCCGGGCGGUGGUGGAGGAUGACUUGAGGCUGGUGGUGCUGCUGCUGGCCCACGGCACCAAGGAGGAGGUCAAUGAGACUUACGGUGAUGGGGAUGGACGCACUGCGCUGCACCUCUCGUGUGCCAUGGCCAAUGUUGUCAUCACGCAGCUGCUCAUCUGGUAUGGUGUGGAUGUGAAAAGCCGAGACGCUCGGAGCCAAACGCCGCUGUCCUACGCCCGGCGAGCCGGGAGCCAGGAGUGCGCCGACAUCCUGCUGCAGCACGGCUGCCCCAACGAUUCCAGCAGCUUAAGCUCCGUCCCCACGUCCAGUGUGAGCCUCCGCAAUCCCAACAUCAACAACAACAACGCCCAGUGUGAGCUCAACCGCAGCAUCAGCAUCAUGUAGAAGCCAGAGAGAAGCUAGCUGCAGACAACAACAAAAAAGAAAAAAAAAAAAAAAAAAAAAAAAACCCAAACCCGCUCAUUGUGUACUUGUUGUACUUCCUCUGUUUCACACUGUGUAACCCAGAAUCAGCACCAAUGGAGAGAUAUCAGGUAUCGAGUUACUGGAGAUAUUCCCCUGCGCUGCAAGCUUGGACAUUGUACAUUUUUAAAUAUAUUUUCUUUUUUCUUUUUUUUUUUUUUCCUCCUAACUUUAUUCAGUCUUGGUCUGAAAUGAUCGCGAUCAGCUUUAAGAUUUAUGUUUUUGAAGCCUCAACCAAACAGAUUACUUCCUUCUGCAUUUAUGCCAUAUCGAAAAAAAAAAAUCCUUAACACUCAGAGCAUUUCCUACUAUGUCGUCCUCUUCCCUUUUGUAAUGGGAACAGAGAAAUAUAAUGAGCGUGAGUCAGAAAACGGCUUCAAAUUUUCAAGCUUAAGCAUCAACCCGCAGAACAGUAAAAAAGUAGUUUCUACAAGUGAGGAAAACACUGACGCAGGGAGAAACUUAAUCUCUCAUAACAGUGACUGUUACAGCUUUCACAGUGAUGUAUGUCUUCAACACUCUAUCAUAUACAAAAGCAAAGCAAUUAUGGUUAAAGAGG